AUGGCAUCUAGCAAUCUGUUUUUCGAUGACAUCCGAAAUAAGCCUGAGGUUAUUGAUCCUCCUCAAAAUGAAGACAUGACAGAUAUCAGUGAAAGUGUAAAUGAUCCUGCUCAGACAGCUUUGAAACCUAACUUGACUGUGUCCAGCAGUGUUCGCGAAUUAUUGGAGUGUCCUGUGUGCUUAAAUGCCAUGUAUCCUCCAAUUCAUCAGUGUUCAAAUGGUCACACAUUAUGUUCCAGUUGCAAGCCCAGAGUUCAAAACCGAUGCCCCACUUGCAGGCAUGAACUCGGCAACAUUAGAUGUCUUGCACUGGAGAAAGUCGCUGCAUCUCUCGAACUUCCAUGUAAAUAUCAGAGUUUUGGAUGCAUAGGCAUAUACCCUUAUUACAGCAAGCUAAAACAUGAAUCCCAAUGUGUUUUUAGACCGUAUAACUGCCCAUAUGCUGGAUCAGAAUGCACAGCUAUUGGUGAUAUUCCUUAUCUAGUGGCCCAUUUGAAAGACGACCACAAAGUUGACAUGCACAAUGGCAGUACUUUCAACCACAGAUAUGUCAAAUCAAAUCCACAUGAAGUUGAGAAUGCAACAUGGAUGCUGACGGUUUUUAGCUGCUUUGGUCAGUAUUUUUGUCUGCAUUUUGAAGCAUUCCAGCUUGGGAUGGCCCCAGUCUACAUAGCAUUCCUGCGGUUUAUGGGGGAUGACAAUGAGGCAAAGAACUACAGUUACAGUCUUGAAGUGGGUGGAAGUGGGAGGAAGAUGAUAUGGCAAGGAGUGCCUAGGAGCAUAAGGGAUAGCCACCGGAAGGUUCGAGACAGUUUUGACGGUCUCAUUAUCCAACGCAACAUGGCCCUUUUCUUCUCUGGUGGAGACCGGAAGGAAUUGAAGCUUAGGGUGGCUGUCGACCAAGGACUGCCUGGUAAACCAAGCAAGUUCCCAACAGUCGACCAAGGCCAGUCAACGGAGGCGGACCCAGUUGUUCAUAGAACGAGGAGAAGACAACCAACCAUGUACUCUGCAACCACGUUGCUGAACCACAUGUAUACCAAAAACCCAGAAGGGACAGAAAAGUGA
Messenger RNA from Dovyalis caffra, 1068 nucleotides. NCBI's taxonomy places the organism in Eukaryota, Viridiplantae, Streptophyta, Magnoliopsida, Malpighiales, Salicaceae. The record is from the annotation of a GenBank genome assembly.